AGUGUGUCGGAGCUCCGAGAGGGAGGCGCACAGGAGGGAGAGAAGGAGGAGGGGAGGAGAAAGACAGAAUGGACAAAAGUUGAGUGGAGGAAUGUGAGUUUGUCUGAAGGGGGAAUAAAGGCGUCCUGAUGGGAGUUUUGAAGGCAAAAGGAAACUCUGACAUAAAAAAAACGCGUCGUGAUUCCAAAAAUAACACAACUGUGGUUGGGAAACUCUGAAGCGCUUUUUUUUUUUGGCUUUAGGUGCUCCAGCAGCCUUUUUCACGUUCGGGAUUAUACUAAAAAAAUUUGAGCUUAAAGAAGGGGGAAAAGGAACUUAAACUUUUUGCCAAGGAGUCUGUUUUUGCCCAAGAAGAAUCGCUCAUCUGUGGAAAGUCGAGGCGCAGUCUGAGCUCUCUUAAGCACCGAGCGAUGCGUUGAUGAUGAGAUCCGUCUCUGAUUCACACACGAGUCCGACACCGAACCGGAGCACGAAACCGAGCGCAACAAUGAGCGGGUCGAGCUUUCUCGCUCUGUUUCUCACGACACUGAUGCGCCUCGGCUGCGCGGAGCUGCUGUCAGGGUUACAUUUCGUGGAGAGCCCUAAGAACGUGACAUCCUCUCUUGGGAAGCCAGUGGCUGUCCAGUGCGUCCUGCGAGCGGACGGCGAGGGCCAGGGGCCGCUGGAUGUGCUCUGGCUGAAGGAGGGACAGCAGCUGGAGUUUGCCGACACCAACCAGAUGCAGUUACCCGAAGAUGAGAACGGCUGGCUGGUUAUUAGUGAACUCAAGAUAGAGGAGGUGCAGCUCUCAGAUAUGGGCUCCUAUCAGUGUGCGGUGUCCUCUGGUGAAGAGGAGAUAUUAUCCGUGGAGGGAUACAUUGAACUAGAAGGUCUCCCGCAUUUCUCAGUAGAGCCUCAGGAUUUGUCAGUCGUGGCUAACGAAGAGCUGAGUCUGCGCUGUGUGGCUCACGGUCCUCCUGAUCCUGUGCGGGUCAUCUGGCUUCAGGACGGAGCUCCUCUCAAUAACCUGAAGGACCCCAUAUCCCUGUCGCCCUCAACACUCAACAUCUCAGGUUUGAAUAAAACCAGCUCUUUCUCCUGUGAAGCGCACAAUCGUAAAGGCGUGGCGUCGUCUGGCACAGGUGUGGUGACCGUUCUUCCUUCCCAGCCCCAUGACAUUAAAGCUGAAGAAAUCACAAAUUCAAGUAUCCGUCUGUCUUGGCACAUGGGCUUUGGAGGAAUCUAUCCCAUCAGCCACUGCAUCGUUCAGGUUAAAGCUUCUGGUGAAGACUCUGAUGAGUUCAUCUCCAGUCAGACAGUCAGCGCGCCGGUCACCAGCCGUCUGAUCUCGGGUCUGGAGGCCUUCAGCCACUAUGAUCUCAGACUGGCCUGCCGGAGCAGCGAGGGCAUCUCCAACUGGACGGUCUGGAUGAGUGUCAGCACCAGUGAAGGAGUUCCGGAGUCGGCCCCAGACAAUGUGACAGCUGUGGUGAACGGAACAGAAGUGGUCCUGAGAUGGUCAGAACCUCCCGGAAAGAUGAAGGGACAGCUGCAGGGAUACAUGAUGGAGUACAGCGCACCUAACAUGGAACAGGUUGUGGUGGACACAGGUUUGGACACAGAGCUGUUUGUCAAUCUCUCAGGCCCCCUGUCGAAUGUUUCCUUCAGAGUGUGUGCGUACACCGGAGCGGGACAGGGGCCCUGGACGCCCCUCCAAACCAUCACGCUCAUCCCUGCAGAAACAGGACAAUCCAGAGGUAUCUCGAGUCCUCCGGCGUUCUCCUGGCACUGGUGGUAUGUGGUCAUGGCCAUCGCUGCCACUGUAGCUCUAGCGGUGCUCUUGGCUGUGUACGUGACCAGGCUGAGGCGGAAGGAGACACGCUUUGGUGAGGCGUUUGAGCCCAUGAUGGAGAGCGGUGAACUCGUCGUUCGAUACCGAGCUCGUCGAACGUACAGCCGACGCACAGCAGAAGCCACACUGAACUCUCUGGGGAUCAGUGAUGAGCUCAAGCAGAAGCUACAGGACGUGAUGGUGGACAGACACAAGCUAACGCUGGGAAAAACACUCGGGGAAGGUGAGUUCGGCUCGGUCAUGGAGGGUUCGCUCACUCAGGAGGACUCUGUGCUCAAAGUGGCAGUGAAGACCAUGAAAAUCGCUAUCUGCACUCGCACUGAAAUGGAAGAUUUCCUGAGAGAGGCGGCGUGCAUGAAGGAGUUCGAUCAUCAGAACGUCAUGCGGCUUCUAGGUGUGUGUCUGCAGACGGUGGAGAGUGAAGGCUAUCCGUCUCCUGUGGUCAUCCUUCCCUACAUGAAGCACGGCGACCUCCACAGCUACCUGCUGUACUCCAGACUCGGAGACGCGCCCGUGUAUCUGCCCUCUCAAAUGCUGGUGAAGUUCAUGACAGAUAUCGCCAGAGGAAUGGAGUACCUGAGCGGAAAAAACUUCAUCCACAGAGACCUGGCAGCUCGAAACUGCAUGUUAAAUGAGAACAUGAAUGUGUGCGUGGCGGACUUUGGCUUGUCUAAGAAGAUCUAUAAUGGAGACUACUACAGACAAGGGCGCAUCUCUAAGAUGCCUGUCAAGUGGAUCGCCAUCGAGAGUCUGGCGGACAGAGUGUACACCACUAAGAGUGACGUGUGGUCAUUUGGAGUGACAAUGUGGGAGAUCGCCACUCGAGGUCAGACACCAUACCCUGGAGUGGAAAACAGUGAAAUCUAUGAUUAUCUGAGGCAGGGGAACCGUCUGAAACAGCCUCCAGACUGCCUGGACAGUAUCUAUUCCCUGAUGUUCUCCUGCUGGCUGUUGAGCCCGAAGGACAGGCCGAGCUUCGAGAUCUUGCGCUGCGAACUCGAGAAGGUCCUGGAAGAUCUUCCGAGCCAAGACCCAGAUGAAAUACUCUAUGUCAAUAUGGAGGAGACCUCCGGAGAGCUUGGGGCCGUGGGGGGCCGUGAUCCCAUAAUGGGGGUCCCGUGUGCUCUCGGGGCCCUGAAGGGUUCGGGCUCAGUGGCCACCGUGGAAGUGCACCACCCCAGCCGCUACGUGAUCUGCCCCCAGCAUGAGAACCAGCGCCUCCUCAGUGCCGACUCCAUGGAGAGUCUGAGCCUGACGGGGCCCGUGCCCACCCCGCUGCUCCAGCCCUCGUCCUGCUCCACCCCAGUGCCACCCUCUGAAGGACCGUCCCCGGAGGACAGAGACGAGAGGAAGAGAGCGCUGUGGCAGUGACGACGCUGUCAUGGCUGAAAGGGACCUAUACUGCCUCUUGUGGAGAGCUGAGCUAUUGCUCCUGCCCCAUCAUUUUGCACAGACACGCCACACACUCCAUCAGACAUUCAGUCAGUUAUGUCUUUGUUUAUGCUUUUCAGACAAAUGUUUCCUUUUCAUUCCAAAUUGUCCUUUAUGUUCAGUGUGGGAAUCAUGAGAAAUCAAAUUGAUCGUAGUUUCUAUAGUUACACUCAGUCAUGACCAGAAACAAUGUACUAAU
Messenger RNA from Cyprinus carpio (common carp), 3461 nucleotides. Its product is annotated as tyrosine-protein kinase receptor UFO-like. NCBI's taxonomy places the organism in Eukaryota, Metazoa, Chordata, Actinopteri, Cypriniformes, Cyprinidae. Gene Ontology annotation, biological process: phagocytosis; positive regulation of phosphatidylinositol 3-kinase/protein kinase B signal transduction; cell surface receptor protein tyrosine kinase signaling pathway. The record is from RefSeq and is a predicted model, not a curated record. Gene Ontology annotation, molecular function: protein binding; transmembrane receptor protein tyrosine kinase activity; ATP binding. Gene Ontology annotation, cellular component: signaling receptor complex.